Molecule: messenger RNA, 1934 nt
Organism: Humulus lupulus (European hop)
Lineage: Eukaryota; Viridiplantae; Streptophyta; Magnoliopsida; Rosales; Cannabaceae
Product: probable folate-biopterin transporter 4
Exons: 7
Coding region: 146-1627 (493 amino acids)
Cellular component (GO): membrane
Source: RefSeq, a predicted model, not a curated record
UAGGCUCAGCAAUGGCAUAAUCGUCCAAUAGCUUUAGCGCUCAAAAAUACCGUUGAAGAGAGAAGAAACAACGCUUUUCCGCCAUUAAAGCAUAACAUAUGGAUCUAUAGAAAGAGCGAGAACGCAGAAGAAGAGCUCAGCGAAAAUGAUAGAAUGGCUGAGAAAGAUGCGAACUGCGUUUGGGGCUUCGUUUCUUUGGCUCGUCUGCUUGAUCUACUUCACACAGGGAUUUAGAUCAUUUGUGUGGACAGCAGUUUCUUACCAACUAAAAGAUAGGCUCAAGUUAUCACCUUCAGCUUCUCAAUUUGUUUUUUCAGUAGCAUUUUUUCCAUGGAGCAUUAAACCAUUAUACGGAAUUAUUUCAGAUUGUAUACCAAUUAAAGGAAGAAAAAGGGUUCCAUACUUAGUUAUAUCAACUGUGCUCUCUCUUAUACCAUGGCUUGUACUAGGGCUUAAUGAAAGCGUGAGAAGUUCCAGCUGGCACCUCACAUCUCUCUUAACAUUGCAAAACUUAGGCUCAGCCAUGGCUGACGUAGUUGUUGAUGCAAUGAUUGCUGAGGCAGUAAGAUCUGAGAGGGCUUCACUUGCCGGAGAUCUCCAGUCAAUGUCUUGGUUAGCAAUGGCUUUUGGUGGUAUAUGUGGGAGUUUGUCAGGAGGAUAUGCAUUAAUUAACUUCAAUAUAGAUACAAUAUUUCUCCUGUUUGCUAUAUUACCAUCCCUGCAGUUGUUAUCAUGUGGCUUGGUUGAGGAGAGUUCUGUAGGCAGUAAAGUUCUCGACUCUUCUAACUCAGAAAACUCCAAUGAGGUGAAUGGGAAUAGUAGUUCUAUAGAUGGAGAUAAUUUCUUGGACAAGAAAUCCAGCAUCAGUACUUUCAGAAGAAAAAGGAGUCAAAAGGACCGUAAAGAAGUUAUCUCUACUGAACUCCAGAGUGCUGAAAAAGUUGACUCCUUGGCAUCAUCAUGGUUCCACUCGCUGAAAUCUGCAGCUUAUAGCCUGUGUUGUGCUUUUGGAAAACCAAUCAUUUUCAGACCAAUGGCUUGGUUUUUUCUGGCACAUAUAGCAGUUCCGAAUCUCUCAACAGUCAUGUUCUAUUAUCAGACUGAGUUCUUGAACUUGGAUGCAUCUUUUUUGGGGACUGCACGAGUUCUUGGAUGGUUAGGUCUAAUGUUUGGAACAUUUGCCUAUAAUCAGUACUUAAAGACCAUGAAGUUAAGAAGAAUCCUCAUGUGGGCUCAUAUUGGGUUGACUGUAUUGGGUCUGCUGGAUGUUGUUUUAGUGUCUCGGCUCAAUUUGGCCUUUGGAAUAUCCGAUAGGAUAAUGGUGCUUUGGGGAUCUGCUCUAGGUGAUGCAGUCAAUCAAUUUAAGUUUAUGCCAUUCCUGAUCUUAUCCGGGCAGCUGUGCCCACCUGGGAUUGAAGGAACCUUGUUUGCUCUAUUCAUGUCAAUAAACAACUUAGGAUCGACAUUGGGGUCAUUCAUGGGAGCCAGUUUGGCUUCGAUUUUGAACAUAUCAUCGGGUUCUUUUGACAACCUCCUUUUGGGCAUUGUCAUUCAAGUCUUGUGCACUCUCAUUCCUAUUGUGUUCUUAUUUUUGAUACCAAAGGAAGCUACAGGAGUGUCAACAUAGAAAGUGAUUUUAAACUUGUACGAUACAAACACAAUUAUACAGCAUUACAAAGUUGUUGAGAUAUGUAUUGAAUCAUUGUAGAAAGUUGAUAUAGUUAUAUCAACUCUUAAUUAUGAGCUAGGCCAUGAUAAUUCCAAAGUUGUGUAACUUGGUAGAACAAUUUUGAUAUGUGGAUGUUUCUUGCUAAUACUCGGGCUGGGCAUUUUCGUCACAGUGGGCCGACCAAACCGGUCAACCUGGGCCGAAAAAGCUUAAUUUGAGCAGGCCGAAAUUAUAUGCCUUAAGAUAAAUCCUAAUAUUUACUUGA